GGCAUAUGAUAAUGGUGGGGCAUUAACGAGGUUAAUGUCCUGAGCAACCCGCCGGUCUCCCAAACACGAUAUUUUCUUUUCUAACGGUUAACUAUUCUUCUCUCUCCACACACACUCAGAGUAGUGAAGAACACAAGAACAUCAUAAGUUCAUGUUGGUUCCUCUCACACAAUGCUAAGUUACAGGGCACUGCAUUUUUGUUUUCUGCUCACAGUUUUCUUGUCCGAUUCCUUUCUGUUGUCGCACCAAGCUUCAGGGCCAGAAAAUGAGGGAAAGGAUGUUGUAGGCUUUUCUGGGUUGCAUGUGUACGAUGCUGCACCGUUCGAGAACUCGCCCGUUCCCUUAGCUGCUGAGAGAACACGAAGAAAAGACCCUCUUAAUAGCUUCAACAAGUACUUAUAUGGAUGGAAUAUCACUGACAACCAUUAUUGGGCUUCUGUGGCAUAUACUGCAGUUCCUAUGUUCAGUAUUGCAGCAGUUUGGUUCUUGGGGUUUGGCUUGUGCUUAUUCACUAUUGGUGUUUGUUACUUCUGUCGUAAAAGAGAACCUUAUGGUUAUUCACCAACAUGCUAUGCCCUUUCUCUUAUUCUCCUGAUGUUAUUCACAUUUACAGCAGUGAUCGGAUGUGCAGUUCUCUACAUCGGCCAAGGAAGUUUCCAUCACAGCAUGUCGUCCACAUUGCAGUACGUGGUACAUCAAGCUGAUUCCACUGUGGAUAAGCUUAGGAACGUGUCAGAUAAUCUUAAUCAGGCUAAACAGGUUGGAAUCGAUCGAAUUUUUCUCCCGACAAAUGUUCAAACUGACAUUGAUGCGGCAGAAACAGAUAUCAAUAACUCUGCAGGCACCCUUGCUGACAAGACAAAGGAGAACUCAGACAACAUACAAGAUCUCUUAGAUUCUGCGAGGUUGGCGCUGAUCAUAAUAGCUGCUGUUAUGUUAGUCUUGACAUUUCUUGGAUUUUUAUUCUCAAUUUUUGGCAUACAGCUCCUUGUGUAUAUCUUGGUAAUGGCAGGAUGGGUUCUUGUUACUGGUGCCCUUAUAUUAUGUGGUUCGUUCCUUGUUCUCCAUAAUGCAACAGCAGACAGUUGUGUAGCUGUGAAUGAAUGGAUCCAGUAUCCCAUUGCACACACGGCAAUGGACGAUAUUCUGCCCUGUGUGGACAAUGCUACUGCACAAGAAACAUUUUUGCGAAGCAAAGAAGUAACUUCUGAGCUAGUGAAUUUGGUGAACCAGGUUAUCACCAACGCCUCCAACAUAAAUUUCGCUCCCAAUUUCACUCCACUCUACUAUAAUCAAUCUGGUCCCCUCAUGCCGCUCCUCUGCAAUCCCUUCCAUCCUGACAUGACUGAUAGACAAUGUGAUCCUGGUGAAGUGACCCUGAGCAAUGCAACACAGGUGUAUGGCAGUUUCGUGUGCCAGGUUUCGCCAUCUGAGAUAUGCAUGACGCAGGGGCGUUUGACCCCCACCUUCUACAACCAAGUCUCCGCUGGAAUAAAUGUUGCCAACAAUUUGUAUAAUGAUGCCCCCUCCCUGGUUGAGCUACAAGAUUGCACCUUCGUUCGUGAAACUCUGAGCGUUAUAUCUACAGACCAUUGUCCUGGUCUACGGCGUUACAGUAGAUGGAUAUAUGUUGGAUUGGUAAUGGUCUCUUUUGCUGUCAUGUUCUCUUUGAUCUUCUGGAUCGUGUAUGGAAGAGAGCGUAGGCAUCGUCUGCAUAGAAAAGAGUUAAAGAACUUGACUCCAACACGUGCACCACCACCAGGACAAGCACUGGCAUUGGCCCAAAUCCCUGAAGGAGACAAGUAUAAUUAGCAAACUAGUUGAUAAUGAUGUUGGUCUUCCAUUGCCAGUUGGUGGAUGGACAUGUUUGAACAGUGUUUAGCUUUUUCCGGUGUUGGGUGUAUAAUGUUGUAGCUUCUUUGUAUGACACGCUAGCUUUUUAAUGAAAUGUCAUUAUUUUA
Molecule: messenger RNA, 1961 nt
Organism: Vigna umbellata (rice bean)
Lineage: Eukaryota; Viridiplantae; Streptophyta; Magnoliopsida; Fabales; Fabaceae
Cellular component (GO): plasma membrane; plasmodesma
Source: RefSeq, a predicted model, not a curated record